Molecule: messenger RNA, 5570 nt
Organism: Cydia strobilella
Lineage: Eukaryota; Metazoa; Arthropoda; Insecta; Lepidoptera; Tortricidae
Product: G-protein coupled receptor moody
Exons: 3
Coding region: 361-1659 (432 amino acids)
Biological process (GO): G protein-coupled receptor signaling pathway
Cellular component (GO): membrane
Molecular function (GO): G protein-coupled receptor activity
Source: RefSeq, a predicted model, not a curated record
ACGUUUAGCUAUUUUGACCUGACGUGAUUUAUAUUGUUUUAGUAAUACGUUGGAAUUGGAACUGAUUGUGUUUUAAUUGUCAACAGAUCGCACCAGCGAGAACAAUGCGAGCGCACUGAUACGAGCGCUUCCUGACCAGCUGCGACCCGUAGCCGCCGACAAAAUGCCUUAUCACAGCACACUGCAGCUCCGGCCUCAGUUCUCGGUCAGAUAUCACCCGCGGGCGACCCCCUCGCUACCUAAGCAAGCUCAUUAAACAAAUUAUGAGGAAAUAGAAAUGGGUGGCGAACGCCGUUCAUUUGUGGCGUCAAAGCGGUGCGGAAAUGACAUGUGAUUGAUGUGUGCUUAUUGGAAGUUAAAAUGGGUGAUUUGUCACCGAGUGCGUACGACAACAAGGACGACAAUUUGACUCAGUUCAAGCUGGAUGACUACUCCGACGAGGCUCUGGCGAAGAUGGAGUUGUUCAAGGACUACCCGGAGGCCUUGUUGAGGUUCGCGUCGGUGUGCUGCGUCCUCUUCAUGCUGGUGGGGAUCCCGGGGAACCUCAUUACUAUCAUCGCCUUAGCGCGGUGUAAAAAGGUCCGAAACGCAACCGCGGUGUUCAUAAUGAACCUCUCCUGCUCCGACCUCCUCUUCUGCUGCUUCAACUUACCUCUAGCGGCUUCGACGUUUUGGCAGCGCUCCUGGGCGCACGGCAGGACGCUCUGCCGCAUGUUCCCGUUGGCUAGAUAUGCGCUGGUCGCGGUGUCGCUGUUCACCGUGUUAGCUAUUACCAUCAACAGAUAUGUCAUGAUAUCACAUCCGCGGCUCUAUCCUAAGCUGUAUAGAAGACAGUAUUUGGCAGUAAUGGUGGCAAGUACUUGGGCGUUCGCGUUUGGAGCGCUCAUAGCAACGUGGUUCGAGAAAUGGGGCCGUUUCGGCCUCGAUCUCAGCAUUGGCUCCUGUUCUAUACUUCCGGAUGACAACAAAAGAUCUCCAAAAGAGUUCCUCUUUGUCGGUGCGUUCAUGCUUCCCUGUCUCGCUAUAGUUAUUUGUUAUGCGAGGAUAUUCUGUAUAGUUCGUGAAGCAGCAAGAAAAUCAAGGGCACCGGCGCGGAGCCGGACUCGACCCGGACGAGAAGACUCGGCUAUGGGCUCGGCGUCCACUGCGGUAGAAAGGUCGCCGGGCCCUGAAAAUGGAACUAACCAUGCGGCGCCUCCGCGAAGAAAUCUUCUUGCUCCACCAGUCUUACACUGUCCACCGACUCCAGGUCCUGAGCGAUCCUCAUCCUCAGGCGUAGAUACCUUAGACGGGCACGACGAAGAAUGUGCACUAGACGCUAAGCGGACGACAAGCGGUAGCGAUACUACUAAAAGACUACGCCAAGCGGCCGCAGCUUUAAAGCGAGCACCAGGACCCGUCCGUGCACCACGUCUUACGCCAAAAGACAGGAAACUAUUAAAAAUGAUUAUGGCAAUUAUGCUCUCGUUCUGGGUAUGUUAUCUCCCGAUAACGCUGACGAAGAUAUUUCGCGAGUUUACUUCGUAUCCGCUGGCAAACAUUGCUGGGUAUAUCCUUAUCUAUUUGACGACGUGCAUCAAUCCUAUUAUUUAUGUAGUGAUGUCCAGUGAGUAUCGGCAAGCCUACAAGAACCUGCUCAUGUGCCGCCGAAAGGCGUGACGGUCACCUGGAGAUGGCGUAGCCGAGAAGCAGCCGCCGUGACUAGUCGUCGACGGGAGAUCAGACUGUAUCUCCCUCAAACCGAUGAAUAAUAGUAUUUCGCAAAGAACUUCACUCUAAACUCUUGUGAGACUAUAUAAUUAGCGAGUACCUAUAAGGUAUUAGUAAGUGUGAAGUGUUUUUUUUACAAAAAUCGUUUUAAUCGCGAGCCGUCCGUGAUUGUGCUAGUGGAGGUGGGAUGAUGUUGACACGUAGAAAUGAGACUUUCAUUGGUAAGUAAGUUAUUGAUGACAUAAUGAUUGAUAUCCAAAGUAUAAAUAAGUAUAAAGUACCUAUACUAUAAGUCACUGUGCAAUCUCUUUGUAACAUGAAAUUUAUUACAUGACAUUAUAAUGUAUGGACAAGCUGCGAAUAAGUAGCAAUUGUUUCGUAUUUGAAUUGUACAGAUUUUGAUUGUGUUGAAAGUUAGCUUUUAAAUAUUCAACGUAUGUAUAUUAUAGAUGCUUAGCAAUAAAGGGGCAAGGAUACAAUAAUGUUAAAAAGCAAUAAAAUAUUGUAAUUUUGGAGAAGGCAUUGAAAGGCUAAGCAGUCUAUACCUUUUUAUAAAGUUAUAUAGGACAGUUUAAAUACAAAAUUAUAAGGUGCGAAUACUUUAUUACGUUUUCGAAAAUAAUGUAUUUUUCAGUAUGAAAGUUAACUUUGGUUUUGCCAACUACUGCUACGUAAUAAAGUUUACCGCGUUAUCGAACUUUGUAAUAAGGAGUUUACAUUGCAUUAAUUUUAGAGCAGAGCAAAAAUUGGUAUUUGUAUCCGCAUGAUUCCACUUGUAGACUAAUGAGACUCGAGUUCUAAUGGACACAGUCACAAGAUUGUUGCUGAAAAGCAUUUUUUUAAAUUAAAUAUUUGCCGUUUUUCUUUAAAAUGGUAACUGUCGGCAAUUGGUGUAUUAUUAAUAAUAUUUUUUUAAAUAACAUAACAAUUGUACCUAGCACUAACGAUAAUAGUUACGUACAAAGUGUACAAUAUCAAUGUGUGAUAUUAUUGUAUUUAAGCGGGAUGUCAAAGACAUUGUAAUUCGAAACGAUGAUUAUUGAAUCGAAGACGGUGCUGAUGUUUAACGAAAUAAAGGUAGGUUUUGUAGUUCAUUGAUAUUGGCCAAACAUUUUUGAUGAAGGUUUUUAGUCUCUUGAUCGCUAUAUAUGACGCUAUUUGAUAUUUAUAAUAUGAACGUAACAGGUACCGUUAUAGGUAGAUUAAAACCACAUUUUCCGCUAAAUGACUUUCAUAAAAUUCGGAUAUUUGAAAACAUACAUAGUCUAAUUAAUGACAAAUAAUUUGCUUUUAGUAUUUUUCUCUUAUUAUCCCUUAUUAUCAACAUACAUGUUUACCCUGAUGAUCAACUAGAUUUGUUUGAAUGAUUUACAGUAAAUCUAGACAAAAUGUGGUAUAUUCUUCCAUUUCAUAACUAAAGCAACAAGUGGUGUUAUUUUUUUACAAAAUAAACAAAUAUUUUUAAUAAAAAACCCGUGGUGGUAGGUAUUCAUUGUUAGUCAAUUAUGGAGUUAGAAACAAAACAUAGGCACUCAUUUAUUGAUUUGAUCGUACCCACUUGUAGUUACAUAAUAGCGGUUAGAAGUGAAAUGACCGAAGUGAAGUGAAGUGGUAACCGAAGACAAUAUUAAGCGGUUAGAAGAUUAAAAAUCGAAUGUUUAAAAUAUUGCAAAAUCGGGCUUCUUUAGAAUCCACCGCAGCAAACGGAUGUUAGACAUAACGUGUAAGACAAUAGAAAUAAAGUCAAUAUUUAAGACCAGCGCACAUCGGUUGCGUGUACGUAGCGCAUGCGCUAAAAUGUUGGAGCCGCGCACGCACACGUCACGUAAGCGGUGUGCCGUCUUUCAUGAGGAUCUGUAUAUUACAACGCGCAUGUGCACGUGUAUGUCUGCGCACACGCAUCUGGUGGCCCGUUUUUGCUGUAUUAUAUGUUGAGUGAGAAUAGUGGACGUUAUAGAAAUUCUGAUUUUUGCAUUUAUAUUAUGAAUCAAAGUGAACUCAACCAUUCCAAAUAUAGUAUAUAGGAAUUAACUUUAAAACUUAAAUACGACUAGGCAACUUCCUCGGGUAACUGAGAUUGUAACUAACAUUUGAAGCGAGCAUGAGCAUGUUAUUAAUAAAUAAGAAUUGGUUAAAGUGAUAUUUAUACGAUAGUAUUAAAGUUUUAAACUUGUAUUUAACUCCUAAGACUUUUUCCAAAGGCCAUAUUUUUACUCAAUGUCAUGGUAUAAUUGUUUAAAUAGUGUGUCCGUUUGAAAUAUUUUAUUGGGUAAUUAUCUUGAAAUGUUAUGUAAAAUUACACGAAGCCAUAACGAGUGACAUUUAAUGGUUAAAUUUAAUAAUUAUUAACAUGCAUGAUGGAUAUUUUAAAAGUAUAUUUACCGACCAAUUAAAUCUUAUUCUUAACAGUUUUAAUAAAUCUUAUUCUUAACAGUUUUAAAAAUCCCAAUGAUCUUAACAAUUAUUUGGGUUUUUCCUUAAAUAUUUUUGUUAAUUUAUUUUUACACAAGUAAAAACGGUGUUGAUUUUGAUAAAAUUACUGACUUGUUUGCAAACAAGCUACUGUCACUCGAAUGAACAUUUUUGAAGCGUAAAUAUUAUGUACUGCCAUAUCUGAAGGCCAUUUGUUGUAACUUCACAUGGGCCUAAUUUAUGUUAACGUUAUCAUGAAGUGUUUUGACAUUCGUGAGCCGUAGGGCUUAACGCAAAUUGUACAAGUAUUUAAAGCUGCUGUGUUCUGGAAUGUUUGUUUUCGGGCCCUAAUGCUUAAACGAAUCGGCAAAAAUAGGAAUUAAAUAAAGUUAAUCAAAAAGUAACGAUAAAAAUAAUAUUAAAAAAGUUGUCGCCGAUCAUCUAUGAAAAUGUUUACGUACUUAUUAAAUUUAAGGUCGUGGAGGAUAUCAGUCACCUUAAUAUGAGAGUUGACAUAAUAUUGAAAUAUCGGAAAGUCGAUAUAGUGUAUUUUUGUUUAUUUAUAUUUAGCAAAAACAGCAUGUCAGACUUUUAUACCGAACAUUUUGCUACAAAUCCACAAAACACGUAGACGUAAUAGGCAGCAUACAUUUUCAAUAGUUAAAUUCAAAAAUCGUUUGUUUGUAAUCGUAUGCUAUAUAAUACCUAUUCAUUCUUCCAGUUAUGAUUCGGCAUUUCUCGUUGUACCUAUAUAUCUAAAUUCCGAAUAUAUAUAGACAUUUAAAAAAUCAUUGUAAAAUUUUGUGAUAAGUUUUACUUCAUUAUGUAGUCUAAAUAACAUGAAAUAAUGUCAAAAAACUAAAAGGUAAACAAACAAACUAAAAAAAUAAUGUGUAUUACAAAAAAAAAAACAAAUUGUAUAUAUAGUUAAAAAAUAAUAUAUAUUAUGUAGGUAUUACAUCGCAAUGUGUAACUCCGUAUUCAGGAUACCGUUAACUGUUUAAGGUCACCUGGGCAGAUGGCAUAAGUAAGAUUUCCUAUUUUAGACUGUAAAUUGAUUACUAUCAUCUACCGAGUUGAAAACGCGGUAUUUCAACUAAAACGUCUGAGUUUCAUAUUCGAUUUGCUCUGACAUAUACGUACAUCAAAAUAUGCUGAAUCCUAAACUGAAAUAGAUUAAUUAAAUCAUAAAUAAUCAGUGACUAAUGUUUAAAGUACAAACCUAAUCUGACACAAUAUUUAAUGACUAAUUCUUGUAAAAGUAUUUUUAAAUCUUACCCUGCAUUUUUGCAGAAAUACUCAAUUUUAGAAAUGUGAUUAUAUGACAAAAUUAUAAGUCAACACCAAAAAAUGUAGGUACCAAAGAACCAAUUUGUUGGGUCCAUGCCAACCCUAAGCCAUUGUACUUACCAAAGAUGUAAUUAAAAUAAAUUAUAAUGUUAAAAUUA